GGUCGCCUCUAUGGCGGGUCUUCCUAAUCCGAGCAUGCGCAGCACUACCCCGCCUGUAUCGCUAUGGUAGCGGCGUCUGGGUGGGCUGGGCCUGGAAGCUCCGGGCCCCGAGGGCCCAUAUUGAUGGAGGACUUCACCUCCUACCCGGCUUGAGCAGGACUUCCCACUGCCUUACGCGCCGCUCCCUCAGCUUCUUGACUGUGACCCCCUUCGGGAACAUGCCCCAGGCUGCCUACUGCUAUGUGCGGGUCGUGGGCAGGGGUAGUUACGGAGAGGUGACGCUCGUGAGGCAUCGGCGGGACGGCAAGCAGUAUGUCAUCAAAAAACUGAACCUCCGAAAUGCCUCCAGCCGAGAGCGUCGCGCUGCUGAGCAGGAAGCUCAGCUCUUGUCUCAGCUGAAGCACCCCAACAUUGUCACCUACAAAGAGUCAUGGGAGGGAGGAGAUGGUCUGCUCUACAUCGUCAUGGGCUUCUGCGAAGGGGGUGAUCUCUACCGGAAGCUCAAGGAACAGAAGGGGCAGCUUCUGCCUGAGAGUCAGGUGGUGGAGUGGUUUGUACAGAUCGCCAUGGCUUUGCAGUAUUUACACGAGAAACAUAUCCUUCAUCGAGAUCUGAAAACUCAGAAUGUCUUCUUAACAAGAACAAACAUCAUCAAAGUGGGUGACCUAGGAAUUGCCCGAGUGUUAGAGAGUCACUGUGACAUGGCGAGCACCCUCAUUGGCACACCCUAUUACAUGAGCCCUGAGCUGUUCUCCAACAAACCCUACAACUACAAGUCUGAUGUUUGGGCUCUGGGAUGCUGCGUCUAUGAAAUGGCCACCCUGAAGCACGCUUUUAAUGCAAAAGACAUGAAUUCUUUAGUUUAUCGGAUUAUUGAAGGAAAGUUGCCACCAAUGCCAAAAGUUUAUAGCCCAGAGCUGGCAGAACUGAUAAGAACAAUGCUGAGCAGAAGGCCUGAAGAAAGACCCUCUGUGCGGAACAUCCUGAGGCAGCCUUAUAUAAAACACCAAAUCUCCUUAUUUUUGGAGGCCACAAAGGCAAAAACUUGCAAAAAUAAUGUUAAACACUGUGACUCCAGAGCCAGGCCUGCUGUGGCUGUAGUUUCCAGAAAGGAAGAAGCAGAUCAUGAAGUGACCCACUGCCAGCGACACUCUUCUGCGGGCUCUGCUGUACAUGUCAUGGGUGAAGAUAAGUGUUUGUCCCAAGAGAAACCAAUGGCCGUUGGUCCCUUGAAAUCACCUGCUAGUCUCAAAGGCCACACUGACAAACAAGACAUGAACAAUACUGCAGAGUCACUUGCCACAGUCAGUAGGAUAAAUGUCGAUAUCUUACCUGUAGAAAGGAGGGACUCAGUGAAGGAUGGCAUAGCUCAGGAGGACCAGCCUAGACACGUGGAUUCCUCUCAUGAAGUAGACAGCCAGUGCAGUAUUUCUCAAGAGAAGGAGGAGAGGCCACAAGGUAAUACCAAGUGCAGUAAUCAGCCUGCAAAUCUUCCCACCUCUGACGACGGGGAUGGGGAGCGGAAUGAGCCAGUGACACCAUUGCAUCCCCCAAAGGCAGACCAACAGCCAGAAGACCAGGAUCAAGUUACUGGCGGAUGUCUUAUAGAAAAACAGGACAGCAUCCACCCAAGAUUCCAGCCACACAGCUCUGUGUCUGAACCUUCUGUGUCCCAACAGCAAAGGCAGAAAAAAAGAAAACAGACUGACCAUGGUCAGACAAAGGGCCAGUUCCAAGAGUCACCCCUUCAGCUUUUGCCUUCUCACCCUGCUGUUGGAAAAGUGGAUAUCAUAUCAACACAGCAAAAUAAUGAAAACCAAAGUAGACCUGUGGCUGGGUCUGUAAACAGUUCAACAUCAUCAUCAAAGGAUCGACCGUUAUCAGCCAGAGAGAGAAGACGACUAAAGCAGUCACAGGAAGAGAUGCUCCCCUCAGGCCCUUCGUUUUGGAGAACUCCAAGUGGGGUGGAGCCAGUGAAACCACAGGAGGAAGACCAGGCCAUCCCUGCCCAACGAGUCUCUUCUGACUGCAGCGUUGCUCAGGUGCACCACACACCCCUGAGGGAAAAGGAAAGGAGAGCGGUACAUCGUCUGUCUGAGGAGGAGUUAAGUUCUUCUACAAGCUCAACUGAUAAAUCAGAUGGGGAUUCCAGGGAGGGGAAAAGUCAUACACAUGAAAUGAGUGACUUGGUACAGCUAAUGACUCAGACGCUUAAGCUGGACCCUAAAGAGCGCAGUGACGAUCUCCAGGCACUAAAUCCAGUAUCAGAAUUCAAACUUCAUCGGAAGUACCGAGACACGCUGGUUCUUCACGGCAAGGUUGUGGAAGAGGUAGAGCCCCACUGUAAAGAGCUGCCUUCAGCUAUCAUACCAGGUUCUGAAAAGAUCAGGAGAAUAGUUGAAGUCUUGAGAGCGGAUGUGAUCCAGGGCCUGGGGGUUCAGCUUUUAGAGCAGGUGUAUGGUCUUUUGGAGGAAGAGGAUGAAUUGGAGAGAGAGGCACGAUUACAGGAGCACAUGGGGGACAAGUACACAACUUACAGUGUGAAAGCUCGCCAGUUGAAAUUUUUUGAAGAAAAUGUGAAUUUUUGAGAUUUGUUCUAAUGUGCUGCCAGAACUAAAGCUCUAUUGUCAAAGGGCAUUCAUCUGAAAGAAACGAGACUUUCAGUUCCCAGAGGCCAUCCUUUGAUGUCUCUUUGGGGUCUUCUUACUAUAAAAAAUUGGACAGAGUAGACUAACUUGAAACAAGUUUACAAAAGAAAAAAAUACUUUGAAUAUCAUAUGUUAAUGAAGAAAGAUGUUUUAUGUUUGUUACUGUUUACUGAGCCUUAAACCCACUUUAUAUCUGGUGGUUUUUGUUUGUUUGUUU
Acomys russatus (golden spiny mouse) is the source of this 2865-nucleotide messenger RNA. RefSeq names its product NIMA related kinase 4 (gene Nek4). The coding region runs from base 219 to 2588 and encodes 789 amino acids. Gene Ontology annotation, molecular function: protein kinase activity; ATP binding. The record is from RefSeq and is a predicted model, not a curated record. Gene Ontology annotation, biological process: protein phosphorylation. NCBI's taxonomy places the organism in Eukaryota, Metazoa, Chordata, Mammalia, Rodentia, Muridae. The transcript has 15 exons.